Gadus chalcogrammus (walleye pollock) is the source of this 4312-nucleotide messenger RNA. RefSeq names its product extracellular calcium-sensing receptor-like. Gene Ontology annotation, molecular function: G protein-coupled receptor activity. Gene Ontology annotation, cellular component: membrane. The record is from RefSeq and is a predicted model, not a curated record. Gene Ontology annotation, biological process: G protein-coupled receptor signaling pathway. NCBI's taxonomy places the organism in Eukaryota, Metazoa, Chordata, Actinopteri, Gadiformes, Gadidae. Bases 46 to 2682 code for a protein of 878 amino acids. The transcript has 9 exons.
UUGGGCAGAGCACUUGUUGAAAUAGGCCAUAGGGAGAGUGAUGAGAUGACGGCCUUCCUAGUCAGAUACAUUGUAUGUUUAUGCUUAGUGAUGUUGCUCUCUCUAUCGUUAUGGCCUGCCUCGUCCCUUCUUUCUUCCUCUUGUCAGUUGCAGGAACCUUUUAGUCUUAAUGGCAUGUAUAAACAGGGAGACAUUGUGCUGGGGGGUCUAUUUGAAACCCAUUAUACCUCUAUCUUCCCCAAAUCCUUUUUCACCUCCAAACCACAGCAGCCCAUCUGCCAGGGUUUUGACAUUCAAGGGUUCAGGCAUUCCCAGACCAUGCUGUUUGCAGUAGAUGAGAUCAACAGGAGUGACAGUCUUCUGCCAAACGUGACACUGGGAUACAGACUGCAUGAUAACUGUGCCUCACUCGGAGUUGCCUUCCGAGCUGCCUUUUCAUUGGCCAGUGGCAAGGAGGAGAAGUUUGACCAGGCCGCAAGCUGUAGAGGAACCCCUGUGGUAGGGAUUGUGGGUGACUCCAGCUCCACAAAUACUAUUGCCAUCUCCAGUGUUUUUGGUUUGUUCAAAAUGCCCAUGGUGAGUUACUUUGCCACAUGUUCCUGUCUCAGUGACAGGCAACGAUUCCCAUCUUUUUUUAGAACUAUCCCAAGUGAUGCGUUUCAGGUGCGAGCUAUGCUCCAGAUUCUGAAGCGGUUUGGCUGGACCUGGUUUGGCCUGCUGAUCAGUGAUGAUGACUACGGUCUCAACGCCGCCCGUUCCUUCCAGUCAGAGCUGGCCCAGUCUGGUGAAGGCUGUCUGGAUUAUCUAGAGGUUUUGCCGUGGGGAAACGACCUUGGUGAACUUCAAAGGAUCGUUGACAUAAUGAAGAAAUCCACUUCCCGUGUGGUCAUUGUUUUUGCACAUGAGAAUCACAUGUUUAACCUCAUGGGAGAGGUGGUAAGGCAGAAUGUUACAGGCCUACAGUGGAUGGCCAGUGAAGCCUGGUCAACAUCCAUUGUACCUCAGACUCCCAGCUACAUGCCUUUUCUUGCAGGCACUCUGGGCAUUGCCAUCCGCCGGGGAGAGAUACCAGGACUGAGGGACUUUCUACUGACAAUACGCCCUAACAAUAAGACACUCAGCAGCAAGGACAAUAACUUUGUGCAGCAGUUUUGGGAGGAGACGUUCCAGUGUAGAUUCCCGCCUUCACCGCCCAAAUGGAUCGAUGAAGGGGGGAGACUGUGCACAGGGCAGGAGAACCUGGCAACUGCAGAGACAGAGUUCCUGGAUGUGUCAAACCUCAGGCCAGAAUAUAAUGUGUACAAGGCAGUAUAUGCCAUGGCUAAUGCCCUCCAUGACAUGCUGAGGUGUGUUCCAGGAAGGGGACCUUUUGUCGGGCAAACCUGCGCCAGUUUACAGAGACUAGAGCCAUGGCAGCUAGUUUAUUACUUGGAUAGGAUCAACUUUACCACACCUUUUGGGGAUCAAGUGUCAUUUGAUGAGAAUGGGGACGCUUUACCCAUCUAUGAUGUAAUGAACUGGCUUUGGCUCCCAGACGGUAGCACAGUAGUUCAGAAUGUUGGAGUUGUCAAGGAGACCGCUGUCACAGGUGGAGAAACCACACUCAAAGAAGACAUCAUCUACUGGAAUUUUGUGCCCAAAAAGCCACCUCGAUCAGUGUGUAGUGAGAGCUGUCCCCCAGGCACCCGCAUGGCCAGGAGGAAGAAUGAGCCUGACUGCUGCUUCGACUGCAUCCCUUGUUCAGAUGGAGAAAUUAACAAUAGGACAGAUUCGACAGAGUGCCUGAGUUGUCCAGAAGACUUCUGGUCAAGCCCUCAGCGUGACGUUUGUGUGCCAAAAAUGAUAGAGUUCCUCUCAUACAAUGACCCCUUGGGCAUAUCCUUAACAACGGCCUCUUUGAUAGGAACACUCAACUGUGCAAUUGUGUUAGGAAUCUUCACACAUCAUCGGACCACACCAGUGGUUAGGGCCAACAACUCAGAGCUCAGCUUCCUCAUUCUGCUGUCACUCAAACUAUGCUUCUUGUGCGCCUUGCUUUUCAUUGGUCAACCAAGGCUCUGGACUUGUCAAUUGAGGCAUGCAGCCUUUGGGAUCAGCUUUGUUCUGUGUGUCUCUUGUAUCCUGGUGAAGACCAUGGUUGUUCUGGCGGUAUUCAAGGCCUCCAAACCAGCUGGUGGGAAUAGUCUGAAGUGGUUUGGGGCAGUUCAACAGAGAGGGACUGUUGUAUUUCUGACUUUAAUCCAAGCAGCAAUAUGCACAACCUGGCUUGUGUCUUCCUCACCAGCUCCAAAUAGAAACACAAAAUAUCACAAUGACAGAAUAGUAGUUGAGUGUGUAGUGGGGUCCAGAGUUGGAUUUGGAGUAUUACUGGGCUAUAUUGGAUUACUGGCUAUUCUCAGCUUCUUGCUUGCAUUCUUGGCACGCAAUCUGCCAGAUAACUUCAAUGAGGCCAAGUUUAUCACCUUCAGCAUGCUUGUCUUUUGUGCUGUUUGGAUAGCCUUUAUCCCCGCUUAUAUUAACUCCCCUGGUAAAUCUGCAGAUGCUGUGGAGGUAUUUGCCAUUCUAGCUUCUAGUUUUGGGCUGUUAGGGGCCCUAUUUGGACCAAAGUGUUUUAUAAUUCUGCUUAGACCUGAGAGAAACACAAAGAAGGCUAUAAUGGGACGGGGUGUCCCAAAAGAAUAGAGCCAGCUUUAGAUUCAUUAAAUUUUCGGUAUAAUCGAUUGAUUACGUGAAUGUUUGUCACGUUAUUUAGACUACAUAACUGCAUUCCAUGAUCAUUUCAUUUUGAAAUCAGUUGGAUAUAUGAUCACAAACAAAUCUGUAAAAAAUAUGAUGUAUCAUUGUGUCACACAUUGUUAUGUGUCUUUUUUCACUAGUAAUAGGUGUAUGGUAGGCCAUGAUCUUAUGAACUUGUAGCAUGUUUGUUUUGCAUGGUUUUUUUUAGUCACCUGGGACUGAGGAGAUGUUCACUAUAAAAGUUUAUAAAUUUAAAUAUGUAAGUUUGUGUCCAAAAAUGUAUUUUGGGUCUGGAGAGCAGCCAUUGACCCUACCUUUUAAAACAGCAAAGUGUAUCACUGUGAUGUCACGGAGCUACAAAAGGCAGAGAUAGGAACUAACAUUCCUAACACUAGCAUUUUUCUGUAAGUCACAGCAAAGUCACUCUUCUUGAGCCUCGAUUACAACAUAAUCCAAUCUAAAUAAAGAAACUUUUCUUAAACAUGGUGAAUUAUUAAAAUUUUGAAAUGAUAAGACUUCUAUCAUUGGACCGUUGUGUUGAUAGCAUGACGUGAAAAAUAUCAUUUUUAAGUACGCUAGCAUUUAGCUUCUACAAAUAGUACACUGGAUAUUUAGGAAGCUCCUAGCCUCUAGCCAUAUAAAAAGGGGGUCCCAAAACAUGAAUGCCCGAUAUAACAAACAUAUUUUCAAUAGACUAAUCAUUUCAGCACCAGUGAAACAAGAGAUACCAAAGGGUUUAUGCUUUACUUUGUGUUUCCUAGUUAAAUAUUGACAUUGUUAGGAUCCGCGACCUCCAAUAUGCUUUGCUAUUGUGAUAGCCACCUUAGGCUAAAACGGGUAGAAUUCUCCCUGCCUUUUGUUGUUACCCAUUGGCCGUGAAAUAAUUAGAGGGGGAGGGCUAUUGCCAGUCAAGAGGGAUAAGAGAGUUAUCCAUACAUCUGUUCAAAGGAAACACUGGCACCUCUGACUGACCUUUAAGGUAAACAUUACCUUACUAUGAAUCGAGGAGGGAAUUGCCAUGACAAUCAAUAGUUGUAUAUUGACACGAAUACACUUGAGUCCAUACAGUCUAGCAUGAUGCUUGCUCAAAACAGCUGGGGGAUGCAUUUUUUUCAAAAUGGUGGGUCUGGGGUAAUUUUAUGCCAAAGGGCCUGGGUUAAGUUGUGCCAGUGGCACAAGUUACCCCAAUUUAUGAUUUUUUUUACUAUAUAUUACUUCAUUCUAUUUUAUUGUUAUUGUUCAUUGUAAUCUUACAUUUGAUCACUAAAACUAUGUGAUAUUCUUAGACCAUCAUGCCACGCAAAUAAAAAUGGAAGACAGACAGGGUUUCAACUCCUCUUGAGGAGUUGGAAAGAGCAGUGAAAGAGGUGCAAGAGGAGAAGACCAUACGUCAGGUUGGAAAGGAGAUUAAGAUCUGCAGGAUGACCAUAAAAAGAUGCGUGAUGAAUCUGCUCACUUGGGUUAUGUGUCUCCAGAAGUCAUACUUCAAUUGCCAAAAGCCACAGAAAGAAAGAACAGAAUUGUAAAAAAGAAAGUGAAAACUAGAAUCAUGACCGACACACCUGAGAAGAUAGAG